Messenger RNA from Cavia porcellus (domestic guinea pig), 2170 nucleotides. RefSeq names its product Putative CENPB DNA-binding domain-containing protein 1 (gene Cenpbd1). Gene Ontology annotation, molecular function: DNA binding. The record is from RefSeq and is a predicted model, not a curated record. The transcript is spliced from 3 exons. Gene Ontology annotation, cellular component: nucleus. NCBI's taxonomy places the organism in Eukaryota, Metazoa, Chordata, Mammalia, Rodentia, Caviidae. Bases 501 to 1628 code for a protein of 375 amino acids.
GUUAAUUGGAGCUCCUGGUUUUCAAGAUCCAGUGGGCGGAGCCUCAGAGUAUCCAAUCGGGGCUCAAGGCGGGGCCUGACGCUCAUCCAAUCAGGCGCCUGCCCAGCGUUCUCGCGGGAUUUUAGUUUUCCACAGUCUUCUGGAGGUUUCGCGUCGCUGCUAGCAGUGGGCGGGGCUGGUCCGGCCCGCCAUUGUAGCUCGGUGAGCUCCUCGGGCUCAGGACAGUUGAGGAGGACACCGGACCCCCGACACGCGGACACACGGACACCGCAAUCAGGAAACGAUGCCUAGAAGGCAGCGUCUCACAACCACAUCUCUAAGCCAGCCUUGGCGGCGCACACAGCACUCAGGAGGCUGAAGCAGGAAGAGGCUUGUUAACAGAGAACUUCCAAAUGGAUGCAAAUUACUUUCUACCAUCCUGUGUCAUGACAUGAUGCCCUAAGAAAUGACAGACUGAGUGCAGGACGGUGGCCAUUGCAGCUAGGGUUCUGUGGUUCAUCAUGACCCCUCCCUGCACUAAAGCCACCGCUAAGGUGACCAGUAAGCGGCCCCGUCGGGUGAUUGACCUGGAAACAAAAUUAAAACUGAUUCAGGACUAUGAAGGCGGGAAACCAGUGAUGGUCAUCGCCCGCCAGUCAGGCAUGUCGCAUUCCACCAUCGCUACCAUUUUGAAGAACAGGAAGAAGGUGACAGAAGCCCUGAGAGGCUCUGCCUCCCUGAAGGCCACAAGGCUGACAAAGAUCCGUGAGGGCCCCAUAUCGGACAUGGAGAAGCUGCUGAUGACCUGGAUCGAGGAUCAGACACGGCAGCGCGUCCACCUCAGCACCAUGAUGAUCACAGCUAAAGCAAAGAGUCUGUUCGCGAUGCUGAAGGAAAAGGCUGGGCCAGGCUACAACGUGGAAUUCAGCGCCAGCUCUGGGUGGUUGAAACGAUUCAAGAACCGCUACUCGCUACAGGACACCAAAGUGGGCGCCAAUGUCUCGAAAGAACGUAUGCCCAGCACCUGGAAGAAAACACUGCGAAGGUUCGUGCAUGACUUCAGAGGGCUGGAGGCAGAGGAAGAGGAGGUGGCGCAGGUGAACAAGGCUAUGGCUGAGGUGGUAACUAGCAGCUUUCCCCUGGCUGCAGAUGAGGACACCAGCGAGGAACUGAUGGAGAUGGCACCCAAAGAACUGGCCCAUGAGGAGUUGCUGGGACAGGGGUACAAGGUCAAAGAAGAGGCCAGAGAAAUGAAAAGCAAAGGGGAGGACAGAGAAACAGCACCAAGAAGGUUCACGGUGACGGGCCUAGCGGAGGCCUUCUCAGACCUCAACCGGCUCCUUAAGAAGUUUCAGAGCAUGGAUCCCAACCCUGAGAGGUUCUCAUCAGUUGAGAGGGGUGUCCGGGGUGCGCUGUCUGCUUAUGAGCAAAUUUAUGAUGCCAAAAGGAAACAGAAAAGCAGGGACAGAGUUCUGAAUGGAGUGAUUCCUCUGGGUGAGCUCCAGGCAGGUUCCUCAGGACCUAUCCCAAAAAGUGGCAUUCUCGUCAUCGCUGAUGAUGGCACCAUGCGUGUCAUCAGCCCCAAGGACCUUGCCAUGGGACGCAAUGGGGAGGAUAGUAGUGAUGUCAAUGACCCUGACCCUGUGUAAGCCUGCCUUGUGUGUCAGUUUUUGUAAUGAGAAGUUUGAGUUAUUUUUAAAUUAAAAAAAAAAAGAGCCAGCUGCAGUGGUGCACACUUGUCAUUCCAGCACUCAGGAGGCUGAGGCAGGAGGAUUACUCAGAGUUCAAGGCCAGCCUCAACUACAGAGCAAGGUCUUGUCUCAAAAAACAAUAACAAACAAAAAAAGGUUAUAGAAUUGUAGGGAUGUAGCUCAGAGCACUUGCCUAGCAUGUGCGAGGCCCUAGGCUCAAUCCCCAGCACUGAAAGAAAGGAGAAAAACUAUUUUUGUCUAGUUACAGAUAUUCCCCGUUUAAUGACAGUUAAUACAGCCAAGAGCACUGUGCAGACUGUGCCAGCUGGUCGGACUUAAUGACGCAGUAAUGUGAGCAGCAGUGUGGUUGUAGGGUGGCUUCUGCAGUACGGUGCUGUGAUUUUUCCCAGUUGUACUGUACAGUACCACACUAGUUUUGUUUCACAUUGUAGGGCUGCAUGUAAAAGUUACGCAAAUAAAUGUAAAGUCCUCAGGUUGGA